This is a messenger RNA of Racocetra persica, 1061 nucleotides long. The record is from the annotation of a GenBank genome assembly. NCBI's taxonomy places the organism in Eukaryota, Fungi, Glomeromycota, Glomeromycetes, Diversisporales, Gigasporaceae.
GGCCUAAACCAGAUGAUUUAAUAUUUAUCGUUUCAAGCUCAAAACUGGAUUCGAAAACUAAAUUUUUGCAAGUUGCAUCUUGGAGCAAUGAAAUUCACGCCUUCAACUUUUACCAAAGAAAUGGAAAUGAAUGGUGGUGGCUCGGAAGUUCUUGGCAUGCACUCAGCUAUCCAACUCGCGGCCAGGGUCCCUUUGAUGGCCACGUCAAUGGUUCAUUGGUAAUGAAGGAACUUAACUCUCCCUGGUUACAUUGGCACUCUCAAUCAUUUACAAUUUUUGAUUGCCUAAAUCCUAAAGAUCCAGUUAGAUUUGAACCUUUAUUUCUAAAUCGUUCAGAUGCGAAUGAACUUGAACCUAUAAUCAAGGGUGCUAUCUCACAUUGGAAUGUUUUCCGGUUAUAUGAAUCUCUGGACUUCACAUCAUUUAAAGUCUCCAACAUUAAAACAUUUAUGCGACAGAUAAUUGACAAUACUACUUACAAUAUAAUUGCAUCUGAAACACAGUAUUCAGCCCUUUCAUCAAAUAAUGAAUUGCAUUUGCCCGCAUCAUUUUUUUUAAACAUCAGCGUAUUUAACGAACUAUCAAAUAUUGGUUUUAUAACCCUUCAAAUUCCUAUAAUUAAAAUUGAUGCAGAAAAAUACAUGAAAAGCAUUGAGAUAUAUGAUAUAAAUUUAAAAGAUGGUAAUAGAAUUGUUGAGAAAGGUGAUGGCAUGUUUGCAUUCCCUGUUCCGGAACCCGCGUAUGAGGAUACUUCCCUGUUCUCAAUGUUUUUUAAUCAGAGAACUUUAAAAAAAAAGGGGAUAACUUUACUUGAGUUGCUAAGUCCAAAAUUUAUUCUAUGUCUUUUGAUGAUCGAUUUUUGCAACCCGCUAGAUUCAAAACAUCGGCAUCAGUUAUUGAAGUAUAUUCCGGAUACUGCGAAUGCAUUGGCUGUCGAGGAUAAUAAGUAUAAGUAUGAUCUCGAGGAUGAGAUUGUGGAGAGUAUAAGAAAGAAUGUCGAAAAUUUGCCGAAACACUCAGUUGAAGCCGAAUUCCUGGAAUAUUAUGACCAUAAAAAUUUG